Messenger RNA from Heterostelium album PN500, 1068 nucleotides. It is a transcript of the gene med4, whose product is annotated as putative mediator complex subunit 4. The transcript is spliced from 3 exons. NCBI's taxonomy places the organism in Eukaryota, Evosea, Eumycetozoa, Acytosteliales, Acytosteliaceae. Gene Ontology annotation, cellular component: core mediator complex; mediator complex. Gene Ontology annotation, biological process: regulation of transcription by RNA polymerase II. The record is from RefSeq and is a predicted model, not a curated record. Gene Ontology annotation, molecular function: transcription coregulator activity. The coding region runs from base 1 to 1068 and encodes 355 amino acids.
AUGUCACAAAAAACACCAAACAAUAGAUCACUAAAAGAGAAUAUUACAAUCAGUAUAAAUGAAUUUAAUAAGGCAUGCAAGAUACUCUUUGAAUCAUUCGCUGUGCAAGCGUCAAUGCAAUCAGGUCAACAACAGCAGCAACAGCAACAAAAUGUAAUAAGUUCACCUAACCUCUAUGGUAUUAAUCCAAAUGUACAGACUCAACAACAACAACAACAACAAUUACAACAACAACAAUAUAUGAGCAUAACACCACAACAACAACUACAAAUUCUACAAAGAAUGUCAAUGUUAAUCGAAGCUGAUAAACUAUUACAGAAAACACUUAAACAAUUGGAACAACAUCAAACAUAUCAAAAGGAAAUAGUAGCAAUACAGAAAGAGAUUGAAGAGAAAGACAAACAAAUCACUACUUUAGCAUCGAAUCUCAAAGAUGUAGAGAUACUUUUAGAAAAUGAAAUAUCGGAUGCUUCAAAGAAUGAAGAUAUAAAAGAGAGAACUAUUUCACCUGAAGAAUUGAUAUCAUAUGCACACAAGAUUAGUGGAACCACUUCAGCACCGUAUGGAUAUCAAUCGAAUCUUCCACUGAUGCCACUUUACAAGCCACCCGCACCACAAGAGGAUAUGAUGCGUUCGUCCACGUUGUUCACCAGACUACCGCUCAAUUUGCUGCGGUUCUAUGGUCUUGCCGAGAAAGACCUGGCUCUGCCAUCGACACCGACUACCAGCCUCGGUGGCAAAGGUGUCUCGCCAAUAUCGAACAACGCACUCGACUCUGACAGAGACAACGCUGACAGCGCUUCAUUCGAUGGCAUGAAUACAGCAGAUGACCAAUCGGUAUCGACAGGUGCAGGAGUUGGCGAGCAACAACCUAAACUGUUGGUACCACCACCCAACCUACCAAUCUCAACACCGCCAUUCAACAAACAAGGACCGAUGCUCACGUCACUCGAUCUCGAUCUCAACCCAGACCUCGAAGACGACGACGAUGACGAUGACGACGAUGACAACGAUGAUAACGAUGAUGCUGAAUCAUCAGGUAGCGACAAUGAAGUUGAUUGGGAUUAA